AUUCACAACCCAAUUCACCACCACCACUACUCCCCCCGAUUCUUCAGCAUCACCGCAAACAUGUCUUCCGGAAGGACCGUCACCCUCAACACCGGCUACAAGAUCCCCCAGAUCGGCUACGGCACCUGGCAGGCCGCUCCCGGCGAGGUCGGCGCUGGUGUCUUUGAGGCCCUCAAGGUUGGCUACCGCCACCUCGACCUGGCCAAGGUCUACGGCAACCAGAAGGAGGUUGGUGAGGGCAUCAAGAAGGCUCUUGCUGAGGUCCCCGGCCUGAAGCGCGAGGAUAUUUUCAUCACCUCCAAGCUGUGGAACAACUCCCACAAGCCCGAGGACGUCGAGCCCGCUCUCGACGACACCCUGGCCGAGCUUGGCCUCGACUACCUUGACCUCUACCUCAUCCACUGGCCCGUUGCCUUUGCUCCCGGCGCCGACCUCUUCCCCAAGUCCGAGGACGGCUCCGAGGUGCAGCUCAACCAGAAUGUGUCCAUUGUCCAGACCUGGAAGGCCAUGACCGAGCUGCCCAAGUCCAAGGUCCGCUCCGUCGGUGUCUCCAACUUUACCAUUGAGCACCUCGACGCCGUCAUCGAGGCCACCGGCGUCGUCCCCGCCGUCAACCAGAUCGAGCGCCACCCCCGCCUCCCCAACCAGCCCCUGAUCGACUACUGCGCCAAGAAGGGCAUCAUCAUCACCGCCUACUCCGCCUUUGGCAACAACACAAAGGGCCUGCCCCUGCUCGUCAGCUCCGACGAGGUCAAGGCCGUCGCCGACAACCUGUCCAAGAAGCAGGGCAAGACCGUCACUCCCGCCCAGGUCAUCCUCGCCUGGUCCCAGAUUGGUGGCCACACCGUCAUUCCCAAGUCCGUCACCAAGGCGCGCAUUGCGGAGAACUUCCAGGAGGUUGAGCUGGAUGACGAGGCCAUUGCUGCGCUGAACAAGUUGGGCGAGAAGCCUCAGCGGUUCAACAUUCCUUACACCUACAAGCCUAGGUGGAACAUUAACCUGUUCAACACCGAGGAGGAGAAGGCCGCUGCCCACACUGCUGUCAUCAAGCUGUAA
Molecule: messenger RNA, 1056 nt
Organism: Trichoderma reesei QM6a
Lineage: Eukaryota; Fungi; Ascomycota; Sordariomycetes; Hypocreales; Hypocreaceae
Exons: 4
Coding region: 61-1056 (331 amino acids)
Cellular component (GO): cytosol
Molecular function (GO): aldose reductase (NADPH) activity
Source: RefSeq, a predicted model, not a curated record